AUGUCUUGGCAUCAUGUUCCAACCAACCUCAAUCCGGCGGAUGUCGUGUCGCGAGGCUGUACCCCUAAAGAAUUGCUGGAGCAUUCUCUUUGGGCUAAUGGACCUCCAUUUCUUUUGCAGAACUCAUCGGAAUGGCCUUCCCUGCUUGAUGUAGUAAAGGAUCUUGCAGAGCGUCGUUCCGCGACUCUAAUUGGAACCGUGUCCAAGCCUCUACUUUCCAAUGGCCAUCUUUCCGUUGAGGAGAUCAACUCGGGGACCAUACUUCUUCUAAGGAGCAUCCAGCAGAUUCACUUAGCCAAGGAGUAUGGAGUUCUUAGCCAGAGCAAGCCGUGUCCACAGAAGAGCAAACUGAUUUCGCUGAGGCCAAUUCUUGGCACCGAUAGAUUACUUCGCGUUGGUGGAAGACUUCAAAACGCAAACUUGGACUAUGGUACUAAGCAUCCGAUAUUGCUUCCCAAGGACCAUCCAGUCACCAAAGCAAUCAUCGUGUAUUUCCAUAAAAAAUACAUGCACGCAGGAUCGCAGGCGUUGCUUGCCACAUUACGGCAAAGGUAUUGGCCGAUUGGAGGUCGGAAGUUCGUGGCUAGCGUCAUCAACAAAUGCGUUAGAUGCUUUCGGAUGAGGCCUGUGACUUGGGAGCACGUCAUGGCAGAGUCCCGGAACAAGGCACCGCACAAGUGCUACAUCGCCGUCUUUGUCUGCUUUUCCACGAAGGCCGCUCACUUGGAAGUCGUCCAGGACCUCACAACAGAUUCCUUCAUAGCAGCUCUGAGAAGGUUCAUCAGCCUUAGAGGCAGUCCGCGAACUAUCUGGAGUGAUAAUGCGACUAACUUUGUCGGCGCCAAGAGCGAGUUAGGCGAGCUGAAGGAAUUAUUUUUGAGCGAGCAACAUAUAGCUUCGAUAGCUUCUUCGUGCCUAGCGGACGGGAUAGAUUGGAAGUUCAUACCUCCGCGUGCUCCACACUUUGGUGGCCUAUGGGAGGCCGCUGUCAAAUCGGCCAAGUUUCACUUCUACAGAGUCGUCGAAAGCGCUGAAAGCCUCGAGGUGCUAACGCCGGCGCAUUUCUUAAAGGGUUCCAGCUACACCAAAUUUCCUGAGCCGGAUGUCACGCAUCUCCUUCAAGGCCGCCUCAGCAGAUGGCAAAUUGUGACCCAAAUGCAGCAACUAUUCUGGAGAAGGUGGAGCAGCGAGUAUUUAUCACUUCUUCAGGAAAGGAGCAAAUGGCGUUCCGAAGGAUCUAGCAUCGUGUUGCUGAAGGAGGACAACAUUCCAUCAUUGAAAUGGCCACUUGGACGAGUUGAGGAAGUCAUUCCCGGCGAGGACGGCGUCGUCAGAGUAGUUAUGGUCCGUACAGCUACGGGCAUCAUCAAGAGAGCCGUCGCCAAACUGGCCGUUCUGCCCGUCGAUUCCCAACAAGUUUGA
Messenger RNA from Drosophila ficusphila, 1422 nucleotides. RefSeq lists its product as uncharacterized. The record is from RefSeq and is a predicted model, not a curated record. The transcript is spliced from 4 exons. NCBI's taxonomy places the organism in Eukaryota, Metazoa, Arthropoda, Insecta, Diptera, Drosophilidae. The coding region runs from base 1 to 1422 and encodes 473 amino acids. Gene Ontology annotation, molecular function: nucleic acid binding. Gene Ontology annotation, biological process: DNA integration.